This is a messenger RNA of Amoebophrya sp. A25, 178 nucleotides long. Lineage: Eukaryota; Dinophyceae; Syndiniales; Amoebophryaceae. The record is from the annotation of a GenBank genome assembly.
GGUCAACAAAGUCGAUCUCCUUUUAGUGAUGAAAGCUUACAGGACAGUUCUCGCCUGAACAGUUCUAUAUCCUUGAUCCACCGCAUGGCUGACAGAAUCAUGGAAGAACCUCGUCGACUCAAGCUGCCUAUCGAGCGUCGUCGCUCCUUUUCGAAUCGCAGCAUGAGUACGGCCAGCA